GUGACUCCCACCAGCUUUGCCGAUCAGACAUAAUAAGACAGCGUCCCAACAAAAAAUAAGGCCCAAAGGCGCUAAUGAAUGCUUAUCUCCUACUAUCUCCAGCAGCUUCAGCUUUGCGUCAGGCGCCAGAGUCCACUGACUGCCAAAACCCUCCAUGCUCAAAUCUUCAAAACUGGUCUAUACCAAUGUGGUCCUCUGCCCAACACCCUCGUAGACGUGUACGGCAAAUGUGGUCUCGUUCCAGAUGCCAAUCGUGUGUUCGACGAAAUGCCCCACAGAGAUCGUGUCUCUUGGGCCUCAAUCCUCACUGCUUACAAUCUGGCCAAUCUCCCUCACUUAACUCUCUCCAUGUUCCCCACCAUGCUCAAGCAUGAUGGCUUAGAACCUGACCAUUUUGUGCUUGCAAGCCUCGUAAAGGCAUGCUCUAGAUUGUGUGCUCUCUGGCAGGGUAAACAGGUGCAUGCCCGCUUUGUGUUAUCGCCGUUUUGGGAUGAUGAUGUUGUCAAGUCAUCGUUGGUUGAUAUGUAUGCAAAAUGUGGAUUACCCGACAGUGCGCGUGCAGUUUUUGAUUCAAUUUCUUCGAAGAAUUCAGUUUCUUGUACUGCCAUGAUUUCCGGGUAUGCCCGAAGUGGGAGGAAAUCGGAUGCUAUUGGGCUGUUCAAGAGUGUACCACCCAGGAAUUUGUUUUCUUGGACGGCUUUGAUUGCUGGGUUGGUACAGAGUGGGAAUGCGACUGAUGCAUUUUAUUUGUUUAUUGAAAUGCGAAGAGAAGAGAUUGAUAUAGUUGAUCCAUUAGUUCUUUCUAGCAUCGUUGGUGCUAGCGCUAAUCUAACAGUGCUGGAGCUUGGUAAGCAGAUUCAUGGCCUAGUUAUUGCUCUUGGUUACGAGUCUUGCAUAUUUAUAAGCAACGCACUUCUGGAUAUGUAUGCCAAAUGUAGUGAUAUUCUGGCUGCAAAGGAUAUUUUUGGAUGGAUGCAACGAAGAGAUGUCGUUUCUUGGACUUCGAUAAUUGUUGGGGUGGCGCAGCAUGGGCAGGCAGAGGAGGCGUUGACUUUAUAUAAGGAGAUGAUUUCAGCAAGUGUAAAACCAAAUGAAGUGACCUUUGUUGCAUUGAUUUAUGCUUGUAGCCAUGUUGGGUUAGUUGGUAAAGGCCGUCAACUAUUCAAAUCCAUGAGUGAGGAUUAUGGAAUUAGUCCUUCUCUGCAGCACUACACAUGCUUCUUGGAUCUUCUUAGUCGGUCUGGGCACCUUGAUGAGGCUGAGAAAUUAAUCAGUGAGAUGCCAUUUAGGCCUGAUGAACCUACUUGGGCGGCUUUACUUAGUGCCUGCAAGCAUCAUAAUAAUAUCAAAAUGGGAAUUAGGGUUGCUGAUCAUUUAUUAAGUUUAGAGCCAGAAGAUCCAUCAACAUAUAUACUGUUAUCUAAUAUUUAUGCUAGUGCUGCAAUGUGGAAAAAUGUGUCAAAGGUGAGAAAGUUGAUGAUGGUGAUGGAAGUUAAAAAGCAACCGGGAUAUAGCUACAUUGAAUUUGGGAAGGAAAACCAAGUGUUUUAUGCUGGGGAGACCUCUCAUCCCAUGAAGGAUGAGAUUUUUGGUUUUCUCAAGGAGUUGGAUGCAGAGAUGAGGAAAAGAGGUUAUGUUCCUGAUACUAGUUCUGUUUUACAUGACAUGGAACAGCAAGAAAAGGAAAGACAACUAUUUUGGCAUAGUGAGAGGUUAGCUGUGGCUUACGGAUUGCUUAGGGCUGUUUCCGGGACAGUUAUUCGGGUAGUAAAAAAUCUUCGCAUUUGUGGAGAUUGCCACACAGUUUUGAAAUUCACAAGUACCAUUAUGAAGAGGGAAAUUGUUGUCCGAGAUGCCAAUAGAUAUCAUCAUUUUAAGAAUGGGAACUGUUCAUGCAAUGAUUUUUGGUGAUUUUGUGGCUCUGGGUUGGAAUCUUCCCAUGCUUCUUCAUGUUUCUGCAUUUGACUUAAAAUAGAUUCAAUGUUUGACUUUGGGGGAUGUUUAAAUUCCCCAGUCAGGUUCG
This is a messenger RNA of Juglans regia (Persian walnut), 2023 nucleotides long. RefSeq names its product pentatricopeptide repeat-containing protein At4g14050, mitochondrial. Gene Ontology annotation, molecular function: zinc ion binding; RNA binding; protein binding. Gene Ontology annotation, biological process: RNA modification. The record is from RefSeq and is a predicted model, not a curated record. Lineage: Eukaryota; Viridiplantae; Streptophyta; Magnoliopsida; Fagales; Juglandaceae. Bases 79 to 1911 code for a protein of 610 amino acids. The transcript has a single exon.